This is a messenger RNA of Pocillopora verrucosa, 1753 nucleotides long. Its product is annotated as transmembrane protein 272-like. Lineage: Eukaryota; Metazoa; Cnidaria; Anthozoa; Scleractinia; Pocilloporidae. The record is from RefSeq and is a predicted model, not a curated record.
UAUUUUUCUCAGAGACACGUAUAUGACGACCACAUGUACAUUUUCAUUCGACGAUUUGGAUAAUUUCGAGGCCUUUUCAUCAAGACUUGUUGCAGCCUUUUCAGGUGGAUAUAUUAAUUUAUUCAUUGGCGAUCCAACUUGCUAUUGGUCAGUUUGUUCGCUGAUAUAUUUGCCGUUAACGGUGCUGGCCUUUCUAAGAGAGCAACCAACUCGUCUACUCGACAGAAAACCGUCUAAAGUGUCUCUUUUUUGCCUCUUGGGGGUUUCCAUGCCUCUUCUAAGGAAAGACUGAAACAGUUAGUGCGGCGAACACUUGUGACUUUUCGAUGAAGGACGACGAAAUGGUGAAAGCGCACUGCCGUGAACAAUGCAAGUGGAUCCUUCUUUUAAUUUGGUGAUCUUAGGCUGAUCGACAUCUGCCGGAUAUUUGGUCAUAUUUAACGUAGAAAUUAUAAUGUCUGAAAAGAGCAGUCAAAACCCCACUGAAGAAGAAGACAAAAUUUGGCCUGAGGAUGCAGCACCGCCCAGCUAUGACUCACUGUUUGGGCAAAUCAAAGAAGCUAAGGAGACUUCUGAUGGUUCAUUUGAUUUCUGCAAACGAGUUGUACAGCUCUUUGCUGGAACAAUUGGCUGCACCAUUGCCUUGAGUUUAUUGAUGGCACUUCCAAUUGCCAUGGUCAUUAUGGGUGCUAAGUAUAAGGAUGAUUGUCCUGUGGAACCCUUCAUUCCAAUUUACCUCAUUGUGGGAGGAUCAUUUGGAAUGUUGAAAACCAUUAUAGUCCUUUGUCAACGAGCCAGGACUCAUGAAGAUGACUUGGACAUGGAUGAAGAUCAAUCCAUGUCCACAAAAUUUAUUGACGGCGUUUUAAAUCUAUUCUUGUUCACAUGGUUUAUUGCCGGAAACAUCUGGGUAUACAGCAAGUACCGACCAAAUCCAACUCCGCCACCAGGCGAUCCACUUAACUAUUGCAAUCCAACACUUUAUUUGUUUGCAUUUUGGGUGAUCACAGCCAGUUAUAUACUGAUGGGCUCAAUUUGUUUCUGUAUAUGUUGUCUAGGAGUGUGUGCAAGCUGUACAGCAUUCUUUGUUACCGCAAAAGAGUGAGAAAUUUAAAUUUUUUGAGGACAGGUUGUUGUUAUUUAAGGAUCAGAGAGAUAGGAUAAGUUGGGAAGACAAGGAAUGCCAUUUUCUAGUGUUUUUCUGGCAUAAGAAAAAAAAUGUAAAGCUUCUAGUUUUGGUGCAGUAAUAUUUAAGGUUGACAACCACAUUGUUAAGGGUAAGAACUUUAUUAAAGAGCAAGCACAUUAAACUUGCUAAUACAGGAAAAGAAAUUACUUCAUAUUACUACAAAUUGACUGAAAAUCUGGUUUAAAACUGAAAGUUAUGUAGGUUUUAUUUAAACAGGGUUGUCAAAAGGAUUUUGAGUGACCAGACUGUGAUACAAAGUAGCUGGUACUAAACAGUUUUAAUUCCAUUAAUAACAUGCUUCCAUACUGAAAUUUUACUCCCCACCCUUCCAUGGCUGAGGUUUUUUUUUAGAGUUAAAGGUGGAUUGCACUGGUUGCCAGCUUAUUUUGACAACCCUGUUAAUAUGUUUGUAUGCUCAAUAUGGUCUUAAUGGGAUGCACAAGGCUCCCUGUUGGUAAAUACUCUUAUACAAACCAUUCAUGCAAUUGAUAGAUUAAGUUCAGCAUAAAUUGGAAGCAUCUUUUGAGGGAACACAAGUCAGUGUUGUAAACUCUUGAUCAUUCA